CGUCGCUGUGAUUGGUAAUUUGAUGAUAACGAGAACUGAUAACAGUGAAUUUUGUUUAGUAACAUAACAUUACAUUUUAUACUUAUUAAAGUGUAAUUAAGAUGGAUAAAAGUAAAUUUAAGAUAGUUAUUGGUGCUACGGGAAGCGUCGCAGCUCUAAAAAUACCAAUUUUGGUCAACUCCUUACUAGAUUUGAAUAAUAAACAGCAAUACAUUUUUGAGAUCUAUGUUGUUGUAACAGAGCAUGCGAAACAUUUCUUCGAAACUUCAAAAUUACCAGAUGUUGUAAAAAUUUACGAUGAUGCGAAAGAAUGGAUUAGUUGGGAAAAAAGAGGCGACCCUGUGGUUCAUAUAGAACUUGGAAAAUGGGCUGACAUGAUGGUCAUUGCACCUUUGGAUGCUAACACUCUGGCUAAAAUGGCACAGGGUCUAUGUGAUAAUCUUCUGACCUGCACCACCAGGGCUUGGGAUAUGAAGCAACCAUUGUUAUUCUGUCCAGCUAUGAACACAAGGAUGUGGGAGCAUCCAGUUACAUACAAACACAUACAGACAUUAAAAGAAUGGGGACAUGAGGAGAUACCACCUAUUAAAAAACAGCUGAUAUGUGGCGACACUGGUGUAGGUGCUAUGGCAGAGGUUGAAACUAUUGUAGAAAGAAUAAAAAGUAUCGCUGAUGAGAAAAUGUUUAAUAAGUAAUUGAAAGAUAAGUCUUUUAUUUAAUG
Papilio xuthus (Asian swallowtail) is the source of this 721-nucleotide messenger RNA. It is a transcript of the gene Ppcdc, whose product is annotated as phosphopantothenoylcysteine decarboxylase. The coding region runs from base 102 to 695 and encodes 197 amino acids. Gene Ontology annotation, molecular function: phosphopantothenoylcysteine decarboxylase activity; FMN binding. The record is from RefSeq and is a predicted model, not a curated record. The transcript is spliced from 3 exons. Gene Ontology annotation, cellular component: phosphopantothenoylcysteine decarboxylase complex. Lineage: Eukaryota; Metazoa; Arthropoda; Insecta; Lepidoptera; Papilionidae. Gene Ontology annotation, biological process: coenzyme A biosynthetic process.